This is a messenger RNA of Oryza brachyantha (malo sina), 2142 nucleotides long. Its product is annotated as L-type lectin-domain containing receptor kinase IX.1-like. The record is from RefSeq and is a predicted model, not a curated record. Gene Ontology annotation, molecular function: protein kinase activity; ATP binding. NCBI's taxonomy places the organism in Eukaryota, Viridiplantae, Streptophyta, Magnoliopsida, Poales, Poaceae. The coding region runs from base 1 to 2142 and encodes 713 amino acids. Gene Ontology annotation, cellular component: plasma membrane. The transcript has a single exon. Gene Ontology annotation, biological process: protein phosphorylation.
AUGGCUGCACGGUUUCUCGUUCUCAUCGCGGUCGUCGUCUCGCUCUGCGCCACCGUGGUUGUAGCUGUUGUUGGCGACGGGCGGCCGUUGAAGAUGUCGUGCGCCGGCAACUACAGCGCCGGCAGCCAGUACCACAAGAAUCUCGAUGAGCUCCUCGCCGCCAUACCCACGGCGGCCGCCCAUAACCACGGUUUCUACAACGGCACGGUCGGCGCCGCGCCCGACGAGGUCUUUGGCCUCGUCAUGUGCUACGGUGAACUCACCCUGGACGCCGGCCCGUGCCGGAAGUGCCUCGCCAGGGCUCCCGCGGGGAUCAUGCAGCUGUGCCCGGGAAGCCGGACGGCGCGCGCGGUAUUCGACGAGUGCGUCGUCCUCUACUCGGACGUCUCCUUCUUCUCCGUCGCCGGCGACCUCACCGCCGCGUCGUUCAACGUGCGCCACGACGUAGGAUGGAGGUCCACGUCCACCCAGGGGUUUGCACCGUACGAUCCGCCCUACGUGGUCGACGCGGCCGCCAUGAACCGCACGAGGUCGGAGCUGAUCGCGUCGUUGUCCGUCACCGCCGCCAACUCGCCGCUUCGGCUGGCGAGCAACGAUACUCGGUACGGUGGCUCUCCGUCCAUGUACGGUCGAAGUAUGUACGGGGCCGUGCAGUGCAGGAGGGACCUGCCGGCGAGCGAGUGCACGCGCUGCCUCUCCGGCUACGCUGCACGGCUGCCGCGGCUGUUCCCCAACAACAGCCGCGGCGCCAUUAAGGGCUACAGCUGCAUCCUCGAGUACGACAUCGUCAGCUACGAGGUGCCGUGGAUGGAGUUGCCAUCGGAGACGACGAGGAGAGAUUUUCAGCGAGAGCGAGCUCUACAAGAUCAGGUUCUCUCGUCCAGGAGAAGGAAGCGCCAGAGCCGGCUAGUAGCUGCCGUCAUCGGUGCGUCUGCCGGUGGCGUGUUCGUCCUCCUCUGCCUGAGUCUCUCAGCUUGGUACCUUCUGUACCGGCGGCGGACGGCGGCGACCGCGAAAAGAUCCGAGCUAGAACAGCCACUGAAUGAGGCGACCCACUUCCGCGGGAGAAAUCUAGAGGAGGAGCUCGAGCAAGGCACCGGGCCGCGACGGUUUUCCUACGGCGAGCUCGCCGCCGCCACGGACGACUUUGCCGAGGGCAACAAGCUCGGAGAAGGAGCCUUCGGGUCCGUGUACCGGGGGGUCUUGACCACCAUGAGCGAGAGCGACCUUCCCGUCGCGGUGAAGAAGGUGUCCAAGAGCUCUCGUCAGGGCUGGAAAGAGUUCGUCUCCGAGGUCACCGUCAUCAGCCGGCUCCGCCACCGCAACCUCGUGCAGCUCAUCGGGUGGUGCCACGACCACGGCGACGAGCUCCUCCUCACAUACGAGCUCAUGCCCAACGGCAGCCUGGACGAUCACAUCUACAGUGUGGAGAACGUCAUGCCAUGGCCGGCCAGGUACGAGGUCGUGCUCGGCGUCGCCGCGGCGCUGCUGUACCUGCACGAGGAGACGACCGAGCAGUGCGUUCUCCACCGCGACAUCAAGCCCAGCAACGUGAUGCUGGACGCCUCGUUCGAGGCCAAGCUCGGCGACUUCGGGCUCGCCAGGCUCGUCGGCGACGGCCGCCGGUCGCGAACCACCGGCGCCGCCGGCACGCUGGGUUACAUGGACCCAGGGUGCGUGUCCAACUUCACGGCGAGCGUCGAGUCCGACGUGUACAGCUUCGGCGUCCUGCUGCUCGAGGUCGCGUGCGGCAGGCGGCCAGCCGUGCCCACCAACGGCGACGGCGGCGGCGUCGUCCACCUGGCCCAGUGGGUCUGGGAGAGGCACGGCGGAGGCGCGAUCCUCGAGGCAGCGGACGCGCGGCUGGAUGGCGAGUUCGACGGCGCGGAGAUGGAGCGCGUGCUGGGCGUCGGGCUCUGGUGCGCGCACCCCGACCGCGCGCUGCGGCCGUCGAUGAGGCAGGCCGUCAGCGCCCUACGGUUCCAGGCGCCGGUGCCGGCUCUGCCGGCGAGGAUCCCCGUCGCGACCUACACGACACCACGGGCGGCAGCUGAUUCUGCAGACGGCAGCAGCGGCGGCGGCGGCGGCGGUGGCGGCGACGACUAUAGCAGGACGUGUUCCACCAUCUCGAUCGAAACUUGA